Molecule: messenger RNA, 276 nt
Organism: Opisthorchis viverrini
Lineage: Eukaryota; Metazoa; Platyhelminthes; Trematoda; Opisthorchiida; Opisthorchiidae
Exons: 2
Coding region: 1-276 (91 amino acids)
Source: RefSeq, a predicted model, not a curated record
AUGUUGAAGUCUAUCUCUCCCAAACCAAUCUGUGGAAUAAUCCCCGCAGAUUGGACUUUUCCGUCGGCUGCUCCGACCGGCAAGCGGCCUUACACAGAAGAAUCACAAACCAGAAAAGAGGGAAACCACUUACCCCUGGGCGGUGGAUCCAUACUGGCCAACCGAAGAGCCGCCUCUAAAUUCAGGUUCUUGACCAACUUCGAUGGUGUAUUGCGAUCCGCUGGUGCCCAUGUAGGAUUCGAGGCCCCGAAGCCCUUGCAUACGAACACUUUGUAG